This is a messenger RNA of Balaenoptera musculus (blue whale), 1113 nucleotides long. RefSeq names its product lysophosphatidylcholine acyltransferase 2B-like. The record is from RefSeq and is a predicted model, not a curated record. Gene Ontology annotation, cellular component: endoplasmic reticulum. Gene Ontology annotation, molecular function: 1-acylglycerophosphocholine O-acyltransferase activity. NCBI's taxonomy places the organism in Eukaryota, Metazoa, Chordata, Mammalia, Artiodactyla, Balaenopteridae.
AUGCGUCAAAACGUGCCACGGCUAAUCCUGGCCUAUGACAAUGGAUGUAUUCUAAUUUUCAGUGGAUGUAGAAGAGUACUUCCCACCUCGGACUCCGAGGCUGCGGUGUUGGAAUCCGCCCUCAGCCAAGACACAAGCAAGUCCCUGUACCCGCCGGCAGUGGACAACCCCUUCAUACAGCAGACGCACAUCAGCGCGUGGCGCUGGGCCUACAUCGUCCUCGUGGGGGCUGUGCUGGUGCCGGUGCGGGUGUCCUGCAUCGCCGUCCUCUUCAUCUUCCUCUGGCCCGUGGCUGCGCUUUCCACCAUAGGCAGUCGUGCUCGACCAACCAAGCCCGCCAGGAGUUGGAGAAGAAGACUGGUGCAACCAACCCUCAAGUUCUUGUUUCAGGUGACUUUUUUUUUAGCAGGGUUCCUGGUUAAAGGGAAAGGGAAAAAGGCAACCCGAGACGAGGCCCGCAUCUUCGUUGCAGCACCGCACUCCAGUUUCUUUGACGCAGUCGCCUGUGUUGUGGCAGGGUUCCCCUCGGUGGUCUCCGUGAGUCAAUAUGUGCGUAUCCUGGCUGGGAAAUUCUUACUGUCAACGCAGCCGGUGCUUGUGACCUGAGAUGACCCCAAUUCGAGGAAGAAUACCCGGGAGGAAAUCCUGAGGAGAGUGACAUCUGAUAGGAAGUGGCCACAGAUCCUGAUUUUCCUGGAAGGAGUGUGUACCAACCGCAGCUGUCUGGUCACCUUUAAACUAGGGGCCUUCGCUCCAGGUGUUCCUGUGCAGCCAGUGCUGCUCAGGUACCCAAACACCCUGGACACCGUGACCUGGACCUGGCAGGGGUUUACAGGCUUCCAGACCUGUAUAUUGACCCUGAGUCAACUCUUCACCAGGGUAGAAGUUGAGUUUAUGCCUGUUUACAUCCCAAAUGACCGAGAAAAAAAAGACUCCAUCCUUUUUGCCAAUACAGUGAGGACCAUCAUGGCCAAUGCUCUUGGGGUGCCUGUGACAGAUCACACUUAUGAAGAUUGCAGACUGAUGAUUUCUGCAGGCACCCAUGAAAACUGAGGCUUCUGCUUACUGUUGUGUACCUCCUUCACUAUCCAUGGACUUCCAGCAUCAUUUGCU